AUAUAACAUGCGAAUACAUGUGGCUCAUACCAGCCUUCUUCCUCCUCAUCCAGGCUAUAAUCCCAUCUCGGAGCUCCCUACUGGUUUUUUUGACGGCUUGGAAAACAUCGUUAUAUUCGAUUGCAUAUCGUGCAAACUGGGACCAACUCUUGCUGCCGGGUCAAUGGAGUUUCCUGGUGCGGCCUUGGAACAUUUGCAUCUCGAAUAUGAUAACAUCACAUUCGUGGAACCAGGAGCCAUCACAGGUCUUUCUGCUCACGCUCACCUUGAUCUAUGGGGCAAUGAGAUUGAGGAACUGAGAGAGGAAUCCUUUCGCCCAAUUCUAGAAGACCUCUCACUAGGAUAUGGAUUCAUUGAUCUGUAUGAUAAUCCCAUUCAGUGCGUCUGCAGCAUGGCCUGGAUUGUUCUGAAUCCAGACUUCCUCGCCAGGGUUCACGGACAGUGCCAGAAUGGCCCAUAUUUCGAUGAACUGGAUCCAAAAACGGGC
Molecule: messenger RNA, 487 nt
Organism: Darwinula stevensoni
Lineage: Eukaryota; Metazoa; Arthropoda; Ostracoda; Podocopida; Darwinulidae
Source: the annotation of a GenBank genome assembly